UGUGCCGGUACCCAUAGUGGUUAGGUUCGUAAGCGUGGUAUGUUGGUACUAUCUGUGUUGCUUAGUGUGUGUCUGAUCGUGGAUUCGUGCAGUCGUAUUUCUGGAGGCGGGAAAGGCGACUUGGUUUUGUGUAUUUAAUAAUAUUGUUGUGCAUGUUCCAGAUUUAUUACAAGUGGAGUGGAACAAGCGACAUUUAAGAAUGAAAGAAAAUUCAACGUGUUGAAUCUGUUUGCGAGAGGCUGAUCACGUGAUUUGCCGUUUCGGGGGAAUGAACUCUACACCUCAAACAUUACGUGGGAGAGACGGAAUGGACAGCCAUCUUGCAUUGUUUCUCGUUCUACUUGUGACAGCAUUUUCAUCACAGGUUGGCUCAAAGGCUUACGACAAAGCGUCAGUUGGAGUUCUGAUCGACCUUCACGUCCCUGGCUCAGAAGAUAUGACGUCGCCUCAACCUCACUGUGGUGCUUUGAAUCUCCCGGCUGUACAGUACAUCCUAGCAGCCAGAUGGGCUGCAGAGGUAAUCAACAACCAGUCAGUUUCUCAGGGAAUUAAAAUUGGAAUUGAGUUAUUUGAUACGUGUGGCUUGAGAGAAAUUGCAAUGAGAGACGUGUUUUUUGCUGUGAAGAAUGCGCUGGAGCCCCGAGGAAAGCUGCCUUUACUAGGCCUAAUUGGAAUGGGUGACCCAGAUGUGGUAGGCGAAACUGUAACAACUCUUCAUGCUUUCAACAUCCCGUUAAUAUUAGCUUCACCGAGAUUGGCAGAUUCUGUAACUCAAGAAGGAAACAUAUUGACGACAGCGCCGGAUAUGAGUGGCGUGGUGAAGCCCCUUUUGACAGUGGGAAAAGAACUAGGAAUUACGUCAAUAAAUCUCAUUUCAUCAUGCUCGCACAGCAUUAAAAAGUUUGGACAGAUUGCCACGGAGAUGGGUAUCCUGGUUGGCCGGAUACUACAGAUUACUAAACAUUCAAAUGUCAUCGGGGAUAUUGUGAAGAAAUUUCUUGAAGAGUUGGAACCGAAUGAAGCGAUAGCUUUGAUUCUUGAUCCAGAGGAGAUUUAUGCACUAGCUCAACACUUGAGAAGCUACGAAUUACACAACAGCGUGUUAUUAACUGGAACAAUUGGCCUUGACAAGAACUUACUCAAGUUAUGGAAGAACAUUUUUACUGGAGGUUACCUCAUAGAACCUCAUAUGCCUGAAUUACCAGACUUCAGAAAUUACUUCCUUUAUAAACUGCAGACUGCCUCGACUAACGACGACACACUGGUACAUGAAUACAUGGAAAUGAUGUAUGACUGCAAAUGGGGCUGGAAGAAUGAUUCUCAGAAUUUUGCAAAAGACUGUGGGACACUACAAGAGUCAGAACUGUCUAGAAAGCUCGAAGUCGCUCCUGAGGUGACGUUUGUCGUGAAAGCUGUCUCCGCAUUUUCCGCGGCCGUGUUUUUAGUUCAGGUGGAGAAAUGCCAGGGGCGCAACUUGUCUGAAUGCUUACGUACUACAAACAUCAACCUACAGCAAGAGAUUUUGUCAGUGCUGUCACAGCUUAGUUUCACUUCGCAACACAAGGCUCCAUUUGAGCUCCAGGGGACAAGUAUUCACGUUACGCACGACGGACAGCUCAUCUCAAACAAAUAUGUUAUUUUUCACAUUCGAGACACCGGAGAUGUCAGCGGGAUUGGGUGGUACUCAGAUGAUCAAGGGCUGGUUCUUGAUCACAAUGCUGGAUCAGUGAUGUUGCAUUUCUUGAAUGGCCGGAGGAAGGUCUCGAGCAGUGAGAAACAGGGCAGAGGAUAUGAAGCAGACGCCUUCCCAAAAAUGAAAGAGGUAUUUGAGAAAGACGGGAUAUUGGCCAGCCUGCAGGAUGCUGCUGUCAAAGGCAUUCAGGUGCCAGCGGUGGGUAGAAACGUCAAGUUCGCAGGAGAAGACGGGUCGGGCGUGAAUGUAAUACGAGUGACGCCCGAGAGUUCUAUCACUCGACCGUGGGCCACGGUAAUGGUGGCCGUAGCGGCCGUAGGAACUUGCAUAACCAUGUUCAUGUUGGUGUACGUGCUCAUCAAGAUAUGUGACGGCACACUAGCAGGAAAUCAGUCUCUUGGCAUUGUCCUCCUGCUUGGCAUCAUGACUCUGUACGUCAGCAUCGUGCUGUUUGUACUUCCUGCCAGCGAGAUGCGAUGUAUUCUAAGAGCAUUCCUCCAUCCCAUAGCGAUGAGCCUCUGUUACGGCAUUCUCAUUAUUAAAUUAAUGCAGUUACGUUCAUUGGUUUUGCUGGGUUUGGGUGGGAGAAUUUCAUAUAUUAAUCAGUAUAUCAUUUUAUUUUUUAUUGUCUUAGUUCAAGUAGUAAUCAAUGUACAAUGGUUCCUAGCAAACAGACCCCAGUUCAGAGUCGAUUCUGAAGGUAUUGCAUAUUGCUUCAUGCCUCGAACAGAUUUCCUUCUGCUGCAUCUUUAUGUUACAAUUCUCGUGAUAAUCGCUUUCUUGUAUGGACUGUCUGUCCUCAAGAUCAGGAGAAACUACAAGGAGGGGCACUGGGUAACAUUGGCCGCGUUUCUUACGAUGCCAGUGCUCGUGGUCUGGGGUAUCGUCUGUUCGUUUGUUCCCGAGAAAUAUAACGACCCGACUGUAUGUGUCGCUCUUGUCGUCCUUGCAACAGUUUUGGUAUUAGCUCUUUUUAUUCCUAAGAUGAGUACCAUUUCAAAACAGAGCUCACAUUUCAAACACAAAAAGAUGCACAUGUCUGAUUCUGUGACGACGGUCUUCACAACAUUCACGAACUUACAUAAUUCAUCCACGUCUGGCAGCAGGAAGAAGGGCGCCCGAACACCUCACCGACAGCAGCACUUCAAUGCCGGCAUGUUGGAUGCUUAUGCUGACAACAUAACCAAGAACCCCAUUUAUGAAGUCACUAAUGGUGCAUAUCCUUGAUGAAACAUACAUUCUGCAGUUAAUCUUGGUAGACAUGGACGUUCUAGGUCCUUGUUCUGAUUUAGUUUUAUAAAACAUACAGUGAUAGUAUUUAUUUAUUAUCAUGGAGGAAAUUAAAUUUCAUACCAUGUAACGAUAAGUGUCACAGUACUCAUUCAAUUGGUAUUGUUUGUUUCACCAAAUAUCAGGUGUUGUAACUGCGGUUUCUCUGAGCUAAACAGUCACUUUCAGCAGUGCCAUAGCAUACCUCAUUCAGUAUAAUAUUAGACUAGAUGUGUCAUACCGGUCAGUUGUAUAAUUUCACUGCCAUGUGAAAUAAAAGAUCGCAAGUUACAUGCGUCCUAAGAAUGUGAUUUGUUAGUUGGGAAUUGAAGUUCCAUUUGAAGGAUAUUUCCAGUUUAGAUUUUAUCUUGUUCAUAGUAACGGUAAACCCUUAUACCAAAUGACAGCGAAACUGGAAACAUUGACAAGUUCAAACAGGUACAUGUCGGUUUCUUCAUUGGGUUUUUGCACUAUAUAUGUGUGUGGCAUACCGCCAAAAUACCACAUGGCACGACAACCCAGAAGACCACUGUCUAUAUUCACAUCUUCGUGAGAAACUCAACUCCUACGCAGACUAAUUAAUUGUUUUUAAAACAAUAGUUGACUUUUCUUGUAAAUUCUUCAUUUUCUUGCUGCUGUAAUUUUUGUUUGAUAAUGUGACACGGUGGUCCAGC
Messenger RNA from Zootermopsis nevadensis, 3636 nucleotides. RefSeq names its product metabotropic glutamate receptor 8. Gene Ontology annotation, cellular component: membrane. Gene Ontology annotation, molecular function: G protein-coupled receptor activity. The record is from RefSeq and is a predicted model, not a curated record. Lineage: Eukaryota; Metazoa; Arthropoda; Insecta; Blattodea; Termopsidae. Gene Ontology annotation, biological process: G protein-coupled receptor signaling pathway.